Messenger RNA from Aspergillus alliaceus, 869 nucleotides. RefSeq lists its product as uncharacterized. The transcript has a single exon. The record is from RefSeq and is a predicted model, not a curated record. Lineage: Eukaryota; Fungi; Ascomycota; Eurotiomycetes; Eurotiales; Aspergillaceae. Bases 391 to 849 code for a protein of 152 amino acids.
AUGUCAUGUGACGCACAUUCCGGCUACCCAGUUCAUCUUUUCAUUCCUCACCUCCUCUCCUUUCGUUAUUAUACCACUUCGUUGUGAUACAAACUGUUCGCAUAAUGGGCAACUUUAAGAGGGACUAGAACACAACUGUGGCCUUGUCGACAAUCGGAGAAGACAAUUGGAACUCGAUUCAGAGUCUAACAAUACUUACAGUUCCGCUCUAUCUCAUCCUUGCGGAUGACAAAGUAACCAUCGCCUGUGGUUCCAGCACGCUCCAAUCCCGGAGUACAUUACCGUCAAGCCAAGACUACUACAGGGACUUGGUUAGUUUCAUGCAAAUAGGGUGAUUUGGCGAGGCAGUACGUGAGAUACUUAAAAUGAGAUGGGAUAAACAAACCUGUUAUGACCAAGCUUUCGUCUUAUUUUUUCUCCAAAAAGACUAGUGCAUGCUAUGAAGGGAAGCAAGAGACAAACAAUGCAAGAGUUCAAAAUUCUCUCAUGGCCUUUCCGACGACGUUUCUUGCUUCUGGCUACAUCAGUUGCUACCUGUCAGGCUACAACCUAUCACUGAAUCUCACGAGUCUGCGAUUCAUCUCGUACAUCCCCCCUCAAAUCUGCCCAUCGCACCCUGAAUCCGGUGACUGCUACAUCCGUAGCAGAGCAAACCCCCUUUCCCCUAAACCUUCACCUUCCCCCUUACCGCCGAAUUAUCUCCUCAUCAAUCCCGUCUCGACGGACCCCAAUGGUUGGAGAGGUAAACGACUGGCGCAGAAGGAAUCCCAGUCCAAUCUCUGGUUUUACCGGAGGUUGGUUCUGCCUCGCUUGCAGACUCGCACUGAUGCGUUAGCUAGGAAGCUGUGAGUUUGAUAGUGAGAUACAAU